CUGGAAAGGAAUUUAGGAUCCAAGCAACGAAGUUUGAGCUGAAACAGCCAUGAUGUUUCUGAACUUUAUUCUGGGCCUGGCUGUGGCCAGUGCCAGCAAUGUGGGAGAGAUGGCUGAGAUGGGGGCGAACCCCAUCAGGAAAGUCGUCACCAUGAUGCGAAAGAUGUCAGAGAAAAUUGAAGAAGAAGGUGAGGCAGAGAAAGAUCUUUACGAGAAAUUUCUGUGCCACUGCAAAUCGGAGCUGGCGGACUUCAAUAAGGGCAAAGCGUCCUUUGAAGCUGCCGUCCCGAAGCUUGAAUCCGACAUCUCAUCAACCGAAGCACAGAUUUCCCAGCUUCAGCAGGAGAUCGAGGUGAAGAAGGCUGAUGAGGUUGCCACAAAGGAUUCCAUGCAGCGUGCCACCGUGGAGAGAGAGAAGGAGCACGAGGUUUACGUGGACGAUGUGUCGGAGCUCAAGGCUGACAUCGGCGUGAUCUCUGAAGCCAUCCCUGCAUUGGAGCAGGCUGGUGCCUUUGUCCAGACAGGCAGCCAGUCUGGGCUGGGCCUGUCUCAGAAGCAGGUGGAGCGCUUGCAGCAGGUGAUGUCCAAGAGCAAGAGCGCCACUGAGAGCCAGCGCCAAAGCAUGGCCUCCUUCCUUGCCGGGAAGUCUGAGGGUAUCGGUGAGGUGAAGGGGAUGCUGGAAGUGCAAAAGGAUGAUCUGCAGAAGGAGGUGGUUGUUGAUGACCAGGAGGAGAAGAAGGAGUUGAACAUCUUUGAGGAACUGAUGAACGCAAAGACUGAGGAGAAAGAGACGAUCGAGGAGACACUGGCCGAGAAGAUUGAUCGCCUUGGAGCGCUGAAGGUCUCCCUGGUCGAGAAGAAGGGUGAGUUGAAGGACGCGCAGAACGCCCUGUCCAAGGACUUUGAUGUGCUGCAAAAGCUCUCGGAGACCUGUGAGGCAAAGACCAAAGAGUGGAACGUCCGCGAGAAGAGCCGCGGCGAGGAGUUGAUCGCGAUUGGAGAGACCGUGAAGAUCCUGAACAGCGAUGAGAACUUGGGUCUCUUCAAGAAAGCUUUGCCCAGCCCCAGCCUGUUGCAGCUGGGAGGAGCCUCCAGGCGUAAAGCGCUGCGGGUCUUGAAGAGCUACGCAGCCUCCAUGGGAUCUAAGGUCGUUGGCAAUCGCACCGGUGUGGACCUGGUGAUGUUGGCCCUGUCUAACAAGGGCAUCGACUUCUCUUCGGUGAUGAGCAUGAUUGACAACAUGACCGUGCUGAUGGAGCAGGAGCAGAAGAACGAUGACGAGAAGAAGGACUACUGCAACAAGCAGAGCUUUGAGACUAAGCGAAAGACCAAGGCUCUACGCCACAAGAUCCAGUCGUUGGAGCAAGCAGUGAUCCUGCAAGAGGAGGCCAUUGUGGCCACGCAGAGCGAGAUCGAGGAACUGCAAAAGGGCGUUGCAGAGUUGGACAAGUCCGUGGCAGAAUCCACGGAGAUGCGCAAGAAGGAACACGAGGAGUUCCAGAAGGUGUCACAAGAGCAGUCUGCGACCAAGG
Molecule: messenger RNA, 1532 nt
Organism: Cladocopium goreaui
Lineage: Eukaryota; Dinophyceae; Suessiales; Symbiodiniaceae
Source: the annotation of a GenBank genome assembly